UUGCUGCAGAAGGACAAGUCCCUUCGUCUGGGCUGUGACGAUCGAGGAGCAGCUGGUGUGAAGGCACAUCCGUGGUUCCACGGAAUGAACUGGAAGCGCCUUGAAGCUGGCCUCACUGAUCCUCCCUUCACUCCUGACCCACAUUCUGUGUAUGCCAAGGACGUCCUUGAUAUUGAACAAUUCUCAACUGUAAAAGGUGUCAAAAUUGAGGCAGAAGACAUUAGUUUUUAUAAGAAAUUCUGCUCUGGCGCCGUGUCUAUACCCUGGCAACAAGAGGUUAGUAUUAUCGAGUUUCAUUGUUUUCAAUUUACUGUCGGUACAGCAAGUGAAUUACGACCUGAUCUUUAA
Molecule: messenger RNA, 348 nt
Organism: Mesocestoides corti
Lineage: Eukaryota; Metazoa; Platyhelminthes; Cestoda; Cyclophyllidea; Mesocestoididae
Source: the annotation of a GenBank genome assembly